ACAAAAGCCUGCCACACGAUUGGCUGACAAGAGGUGCGCUCUGGCGUCUCCGGGUCCUCGCUGCCAAACCGCCUAUUGAUAUGCAAAUUAGACCUUAUAAAUACUUUAGACAACAACUCACUUCCAACGGUAGAACUCUUUGAGAUUACACAAUAAGAAGCCGGACUGUUGCGCGCGCGCGUGUGUGUGUGUGUGUAUGUAUAUAUAUAUGUGUUUGUGUGUGUGUAUGUGCUUCUGUAACUGUGUGAGCCUACCAGCUGCUCUCUUCGUUGGAUUGAACCGAUUUUGUGGAUUACAGUAGUUCGCGUAUUUGUUUAUUUUUUGGGGGGUUUAAACCAACAAUGGCUCCCUCAUCCAGACCUUGCAAAAAUGGAUCUGCCCAGGAUGAUGAGGAAUAUUAUGGGGUUAAAAGAGACAGAAAGGCGAGAAAGCCUUUGGUUGAGAAAAUGAGGCGAGCUCGGAUCAAUGAAAGUCUACACGAACUGAGAGGCCUUCUUGCAGAUAGCGAUUUUCAGACAAAAACGGAGAAUGCCGAAGUGCUGGAAAUGACUGUGAAACGAGUUGAGAAUAUUCUUCGGAGCAGAGAUCUUGAAACCGACACCAUGAACCGUGAAGCAAGCGAGCGGUUCGCUGCAGGAUACGUACAGUGCAUGCACGAGGUGCACAUGUUCGUGUCGAAUUGCCCCGGGAUAGACGCUGCAGUGGCCGCCGAGCUGCUCAACCACCUUUUGGAAUCUAUGCCCCUGAACGAAGACCAUUUUCAGGACAUGCUUGUGGAUUUAAUGUCGGACUCUUCCAGCAGCAGCACUUGGCCUAGCAGGGAAGGGGUAUGCCCAUCCAUGGUAUCCCCCGGGGGUGCGGGGUUGUCUGGCCAUUCUCCAGCGCCUUCUACAACAUCCAGCGAGGACACAUGUUCCGAUCUAGACGAGACUGAUGCGGAACCCAGUCACACUUCGCCGGAUAACUCCAGGAGCCACAGCACACCUGGUGUUCUCUGCUCGAAAUCCAUGUGGAGACCGUGGUGAAACUGUGAACCACUUCGAAAAAAGAACAAGGCACAAAAUAGAUAUCUACCUAGUAGUAGUUUUGUCUCGCGCGUACGAGUGGGCCAGAAGAAUGACCGUGUACAGUUUACAAAGGGGUGUGUGGUCAUCAAACUUGUAAUGUUAAAAACUCGUGAGAAAUGUAUCGUAUGCCACUGUUACUGUCAAUCUUGACGGGCGACUGUUGUGUGUGUGUGUGUGUGUGUGUGUGUGUGUGUGUGUGUUUUCUCUGUUGUAUUAGUUGAGUGGACACGUCGGUGAAUUAUUUGUUUAGGACAUCAUAGCAAAGCUCUUUUUGUAAAGCAUAGCGUCUCAUUAUUUCCCCUCCCCCUUAUUUUAAUAGAAUCCAGAUGGCCAAUGUAUUUGACAUCGAGAAAAUAGGCCUGGGCAGAAAAGGGUUAAGGGACUGGCACAAGGAUGAGCUUGUAUGUGUGUGUUUGUGUAUAAUAUGCAAGGAAUCGUUCCUACUAGGGAUAGAAUUGGUUAGCAUAAUUAGGGAUGUAUUUCUACCUUCUGUGAAGGAAGGGUGAACUCAAAUAAAUUGCAAUGUUUAGAUGUAAGUGUUGAUAGCAGGAUGCCUUGAAAACUGCAUAUUGUUCUGGACAUGAGAAACGACUGGUAGCACAUUAUUAAUUUUUAUUGUAAAACGUCUAAUAAAACGUAUUAAAGUAAAGCGCUCUGCUGCAUCCAUGCCACUUGCGUUUGUUUUACUGUA
This is a messenger RNA of Acipenser ruthenus (sterlet), 1758 nucleotides long. Its product is annotated as transcription cofactor HES-6-like. The transcript has 4 exons. Gene Ontology annotation, cellular component: nucleus. The record is from RefSeq and is a predicted model, not a curated record. NCBI's taxonomy places the organism in Eukaryota, Metazoa, Chordata, Actinopteri, Acipenseriformes, Acipenseridae. The coding region runs from base 342 to 1025 and encodes 227 amino acids. Gene Ontology annotation, biological process: regulation of neurogenesis; anterior/posterior pattern specification; regulation of transcription by RNA polymerase II. Gene Ontology annotation, molecular function: protein dimerization activity; RNA polymerase II cis-regulatory region sequence-specific DNA binding; DNA-binding transcription factor activity, RNA polymerase II-specific.